Molecule: messenger RNA, 4805 nt
Organism: Carassius carassius (crucian carp)
Lineage: Eukaryota; Metazoa; Chordata; Actinopteri; Cypriniformes; Cyprinidae
Gene: adamts13
Product: ADAM metallopeptidase with thrombospondin type 1 motif, 13
Exons: 31
Coding region: 160-4755 (1531 amino acids)
Biological process (GO): proteolysis; extracellular matrix organization
Cellular component (GO): extracellular matrix
Molecular function (GO): metalloendopeptidase activity
Source: RefSeq, a predicted model, not a curated record
UUUUAUGUUGAUCUUUCUAAACAGACAGAGUGUGAGACAUCGGUCUAUUCACAGGAUACUUUCAACCACCUUCAAACAGAAGUCGAAAUUGCGGUGGUAAGGCAGGGUGAUAGCUCUCUUGGCAUGUUCAGCCUCGUUUGAUUAGUCCUGUGCUUCAAGAUGUGGUCAAACAUGAGAACUCUGAUCUGGCUCUUUCUGGUUCCAUGCCUGUUAAAAACAACAGCUCUACUGAUUUCACAAUGCACUUUGCAGAAGGAUUUUUUAGAGUCACUGAGACCUCAAGAUUUAUUUUAUUAUUUUGAUACUAUUUCCAUUAAAUCAGUGCCUCACUUUGAGCUGGUGUGGGUGAAUUGCUCAAGGAAUGAGUCUUUCAGAGGGCUAUGGAGGUGCUUGUUUCACAGCGAUGGUGAGAGCUUUGAGCUGGGUCAACACACAGAUGAACAACACGUGUCCUGUCCCAUGAGUCUGGAGACGGUGAUCAACUCAACCGUCAGCGUGGUGAAGAAAAGGGAGGAUAUGUGCUGCGAGCAGCUGAAGUUACUGAGACCAGCGCAUACAAGGACUCUUCUCCCCAUCUGCCAAGGCAAAUUACAAGGUCUGAUUCAGUCAGGGGAGAGGAGGCUGAAUAUUCGGCCGGUGCUUCAAAAACACAUAGACCAUCUGAAGGAGCUUACUAUGGAUUUCCCUUCUGGUGUACCUCACCUGCUAUUAACCCACACAUUACCAGUGAGGACACGUCUUAAACAGCCUAAGAGUCAGUUCAGGUUACGGAGGACACCUCUGGGGUCAGAGGUCACACAUCUGGAGCUAGCAGUGGUGGUGGGUCCAGAUGUCUAUGAUGUUCAUAGGCAAGACACUGAGAGAUACAUCCUAACCAACCUCAACAUCGCCUCUGAGCUUCUUAGAGAUGUUACUCUCGGUGCCAAUAUAAGAGUUCAUCUCGUCCGUAUGGUCAUUCUCACAGAGCCAGAGCCAGACAUCCAGAUCUCCGAAAACAUCACCUCUUCACUAAAAAGUGUGUGCGAGUGGGGUCAGAAGGUCAACCCUUAUGCUGACACUGACCCUUUACAUGCCGAUCUGCUGUUAUACAUUACCAGGUUUGAUCUGGUGUUACCCAAUGGGAAUAAGCUUGUGAGAGGUGUGACCCAGCUGGGCGGAGUCUGCUCCUCUCAGUGGAACUGUGUGAUUACAGAGGAUACAGGCUUUGAUCUGGGCAUCACCAUCGCUCAUGAGAUUGGUCACAGUUUUGGCAUAAAUCAUGAUGGAAUAGACAACACAUGCAGCUCCAGUGGGUUUAUGAUGGCAUCUGAUGGGGGAUAUAACAGUGUUGAUCUCACAUGGUCCCAGUGCAGCAGAGCUCAGCUCCACAACUUCUUCAGUGCUGGGAAGGCGGAGUGUGUGAAGGACGUGCCGAUACUGGGUGGUUCAGUGCAGGACUGGAGGCCUGGUCUCUUCUACGGAGUGGAUGAUCAGUGUCGUAUAGCGUUUGGCAGCUCGGCUACUGCUUGCUCUUUCACUAAUGGUGAUAUGGCAACCUGUCGUGUUUUGUCCUGCCAUAUCAACCCUCGUGACCGUAGCUCAUGUACUCGUCUCCUUGUUCCACUUUUGGACGGGACGGAGUGUGGGCCCAGUCAGUGGUGUUCAAAGGGCCGGUGUGUGUCUCCUUCUACUUUGGGUUCCUCCAUGAUGGUUCACGGUUCAUGGUCUUCAUGGUCUGAAUUUUCUGUCUGCUCAAGAACAUGCGGAGGAGGCAUCACUUACCGCAGGAGACAGUGCAACAACCCCAGGCCAGCCUUUGGUGGUACCUUGUGUAAAGGACAGGACACAGAAGCUGAACUUUGUAAUCAGCAGCCCUGUGAGUCGACUCAGCUGGAGUUCAUGUCUCAGCAGUGCUCAGCCACAGACCAGCAGCCUCUGUUAGUGUCUCCAGGCUCCAGCUCAGUCUACACCUGGAUCCCUGCUGUCGGCCACAGCUCAGGUGAUGCUCAGUGUAAACUGAUGUGUCGCUCUCGUGAGCAGGACUUCAUGGUGAGUCGUGGGUCUCAGUUCAUCGAUGGGACACGGUGUAAAGCUGCUCAUCCUGUAUCACGUGGUUCCAUUUCUGCCUGUCUGGGUGGAAAGUGUCAGCUGUUUGGCUGUGAUGGAAUAAUGCAUUCUGGGAAGGUGGAAGAUGUGUGUGGAGUGUGUGGGGGCAAUGGCUCCUCCUGUCAGCUCAACUCAAACACAUAUUCAGGCGGAGAAGCCGGAGAGUAUGUCACAUUCGUCAGGCUUCCUCUGAACGCCUCUCAGGUUCAUGUGAUUAACACAAAGCCAGUUUUUACACAUCUUGCGGUGCUGUUAAAUGAUAAAUAUGUGGUGUCUGGAGAUGGAAGCCCAGGCUUGAGCAUCACAUACCCCUCACCUCUGGAGAAGAGCCCCAUAAUCUAUAACCUGUUCCUCACACCGGACCACCUGCCUCAAAAUGAGGAGCUCACGAUCUCUGGACCAAUCACAGACAAAAUCCACAUACAGGUGUUUCGGAAAUACGGGCAAGAGUAUGGAGACCUUACCACCCCAAACAUCUCAUACCAGUACUACUCUUCUGAAGCUGUUUCAGUGGAGAGAGCUGCUGAAGGCAGAUGGUCCUCUGUCAUAUCUGCCUGCUCAGUGACCUGCGGCACAGGCAUUCAGAGAAUCAGUCAGCACUGUGUGGAUGUGCUCACACACAAGCGUCUGGAAGAUGAGCUCUGUAGGAGUCCACCCCCUCAAUCACUAGAUCAGCUGCUGCCCUGUUUCCAGCCCGACUGUCCACCCAGCUGGGAUGUCGGUGAGUUUGGGCCCUGCAGCGCCCCCUGUGGCGUGGGAGAGCGAGUGCGCUCUGUCACAUGUGUUCAGAAGCAGGGUACGGUGAAAGUGGAGCUGCCUGACUCAGACUGUACGCUUGACUCGAAACCCCAAACCACUGAGACCUGCAACCCCCAAAUCUGUCCUGCCAGAUGGCAGGUGUCGGAGCCUGCCGAGUGUUCGGCUGUGUGUGGACCCGGCGAGGCUCAGAGAACGGUGUCGUGUGUCCGCUCCCAUCAUGGAUCUGACUCUGAGGUUAACCAAAACCUGUGCUCUGAACCCAAACCCACAGAACACGUUCCCUGUGUGGUGGACAUUUGUCCUGUCGGCUGGGAUUCCCGAAGAGAGCUGAUCCGUACAGACACCCACAUAAUGCCCCGCUCCAGAAUGGUACCAGUUUAUGUUUGGAGUCCCGUGAUUGGCCAGUGCUCAAAGACCUGUGGGAAUGGAUCACAGCAGGUUUGGUUCUCCUGUGUGGAUCACCAAUCACGUCUAGAAGUCCCAGAGUUCCUUUGUGAUCGUACCAGUAAACCAGAGAUGUACGCCCAGCCCUGUAGCCUAUCAAUAUGUCCUGCUACGUGGCGCUACAUACAGGGCCCGUGCAGCGUGUCUUGUGGAGGAGGUGUAGCGAAGAGAGUCCUGUACUGUUCCCAGAUGAUGCAAGGAGGAGACGGAAACACGGAUCUGGUGGUGGGAGAAUCUGCUUGUCAGUCUGUAGCCAGACCUUCAGAGGUGGUGGAGUGUAACACUGAAGCCUGUCCUGCCAGGUGGCAGGCGGGAGAGCAGUCUGUCUGUUCGGUGUCUUGCGGGAUGGGUGUAGCUGUGAGGAGUGUGCGCUGUGUUCAGUCUGAAGGAGGUGUAGAGAGGGUCGUGGAGAAGGAGCGGUGUGACCCAGGAAACAAGCCUCCUGUCACUGCACCAUGCUUCACACAAGUCUGUUCUUUCCACUGGGAUGUGCAUGAAUGGAGUGAGUGCUCAGUGUCAUGUGGUGAUGGGAUCCAGUCUCGGACCGUGUCCUGCAUGGGCCCAUCCAGUCCUCAUCCUGUCAGUCCCUUUCUUUGCCUCCACUUGCCAAAACCCAUCACCAUCCAGGCCUGUUAUAGCCCUGACUGUUCCUCAGCUCAGACCUCCACACCGGAGCCCAGCAGCACUCACAUGCAGUCAGAGCCCUGGAGAGGAGAGGGGACAUGGAGAACCACACCAGCUCCAGAUGUGAUGAAAAGUACCAUGAGCUCAACAACAGACCCACCACAGACCAGUUUCUGUGGGCAACUCCUGCUUCAAGACUCAGGAACUAUCGAUCUGCGCAACAUCACUCAGGCGAGGUGUAUAUUUGCUAUUGGCCGACCUCUCGAUGAGGUUAUUCAGAUCAAAAUCAUAUCCAGCACUCUUAACUGCCGGCAGAAGGAGAACAUCGCCCUAUAUGACAGACGCAUCCUGAUGCGUCUCUGUGAGAGGAUGACCAGUAAAACACUGAAAUCAAGAUCAAAUGUGCUACUGGUGCGUCAGAGCCGCCUGACCCCUGGCAAUGGAGUGCUGCUAUUUUAUCAGAGCAUAAAGAACAAAAAAAGCCACUAUGGAGAGUGUGACGUUCAGCUGUUCUCUCCGUCUGGACUCAUUGAGAAUCCCAUCAAGAGCGCAGCCACCUCUUACACUCAGCGCUGUCGUGUGUUCAUCGAUGCUCCGCCUGCUUUCAGGAUUCAGAUCAGAGCGCUUUCUGUGCUCAACAACACUGAUACAAACUCCACUUAUAUACUGAUUCGGGAUGUGGAUGCCUUAAAGACGACCAUCUUCAGAGGGACUCGGCUCUUCCUGUGGAGCUCGUCAGGAAGCAGGGCUGAGGUUGAAUUCCAUGGGAAGUACCAGCAAAUCAAGGGCAUGUUCAGGGCAGAGUAUUCAUACAUUAACCCUUUUGAGGAGCAACCAGUGUAGUCUGAAAGAGAGCUUCUGGUCCAUAAAGAGCCUUGGAGCAUUAAAAAUCA